This is a messenger RNA of Xenia sp. Carnegie-2017, 1532 nucleotides long. RefSeq names its product RING finger and CHY zinc finger domain-containing protein 1-like. Gene Ontology annotation, molecular function: ubiquitin protein ligase activity; zinc ion binding. The record is from RefSeq and is a predicted model, not a curated record. NCBI's taxonomy places the organism in Eukaryota, Metazoa, Cnidaria, Anthozoa, Malacalcyonacea, Xeniidae. Gene Ontology annotation, biological process: protein ubiquitination; ubiquitin-dependent protein catabolic process. Gene Ontology annotation, cellular component: nucleus.
AUGAUUUUGAAUGUGAGAAGAAACUUUGAGAAAAAAUAUACGUCAUUCAACAAUGCAAGCAAUCCUUUGCGAUCUUCUGGUCUCCCAGGCAGUAAUGGUAGGAAACACUCAAAGUUCAAUAAUAAUUCCCAGAACUCUGAAGUGGUGUUCACGUCUCGGGAAGGUAACUGGUUAUGUAGUCACUAUAAAAGACAUUGUUUUGUUAAAUUUGAUUGUUGUGAGCAGUUUUAUCCAUGUCAUCGUUGUCAUAACAAUCAAAGUGCGUGUGGCAACAAGAAGCUUAAAUCACGUGAUGCAGUAGAUGUGAAAUGUGCUUAUUGUAGCAACGUACAAAAGUUUGGUGAAAAGUGCACGAAUUGUGGUGUUAAAUUUGCCAAAUAUUUCUGCGCUUUAAGUAAACACCUUACUGGCAAAGACGACCAUCCUUAUCAUUGCGAGAAAUGUGGAAUUUGCAGAGUUCACAGAGAUCGUUCUUUUCAUUGCGAUGUUUGUAAACUACAACUGCGUGGUAAUCAUAAAUGUAGAAACUCCGCACAUGAUGGUUGUAUAUGUUUAGAGGAUGCUUUCACAGGUUGUCAAAUAUUACCAUGUUCUCAUAAAGUUCAUAAAGAAUGCGCCAAUGAAAUGAUUCGAAGAGGAAUAACACGCUGUCCCAUUUGUCGUGAAAGUUUUGCUCAUAAACUUGAAAAGAAAACUCCAUCGAAGAGACGUCAUGGUGGAAGACAUAAAUGACAAGCAGCCAUUAGAUAGAUUUACAUUUUGUCCUUCGAUCUGUAUUUCUAUAUUGGCUGCUUUUAAUUUGAUUAUAGAAAACGAUGAUUUGUGUUUUUAUGAUUUUGUUAAAUUCCUCUGGAGAUGUGAUUUUAGCGUGUUGCCUCAAAACUGUUUUUUCACAUGAGAGAUGAAUCAGCAUUUGAUCUUUUGACCGUUAAUGGAACAACUGUGGAAACACCUAUAGAUGAUAAUGCAGAGAAAAGCAUAAACUCUACGACGAACCUUGGUCUGGAAGCAACUUUUAUAAACCAAAAUUUCUCACAGCAAGUCUUGAAACUCUCAGAGGAAAAAGAGAAGUUUGAUAAACCAAAUCCUUUCAUUGCUGAAGAUAAUGAAGAAGAAGAAAAGGUGGCAUCCGUUCGUUACAGAAUGCAAAAGUGGAAAUAAGCAAUAUUUCAAAACGUAUCUUGGUCGUGCAGAACUUCUCGCUGGCUGGCAGGGAAGACGCUCCCCAAUCUGAGUCACAGAAACCUGUAAGUUUAAGUUGUGAAUCUUAUUUUUGAAAGACUAAUCCAACCUCUUGUGUCCCUUUUAUAUAUCUUAAAACAUGUUUGGCAGUGGAUAAAUCGGCUUGUGUGGGUUCAGACAUUUUCUGAGAUAGUUUUGUAAUAAUAUAACAUAAAUCUGGUCUAGUUCCAGUUAUCACAUAUAUUAAGCUUCCUACGAACAUAAAACGUUUCGAUCAUAUCGACCAUUUGAUAAUUUGUAGCCUGUCAAGAAAAAUGGAGAAAAUGAUUAAAAUAGAUUUUUUACCAUCA